AUGUGCGACGACGAACUCAUCAAGGUCUGCAACGAAAACUCAUUAUUCAAGAACGAAGCGCGAAACCUUGUCCAAAGAAAAGACUCUGAGCUAUGGGCUAAGGUUCUUGUUGACGAUAACCCACACAGACGAUCUGUCAUCGAUCAGGUUGUCCAGACCACUCUCGGUGAGGCUCAGGAUCCUGAUGGAAUCUCUGUGGCUAAAAAGAUUUUCAUGGAAGCUGACUUACCAAACGAGUUGAUCGAGCUUUUGGAAAAGGUCGUUCUCGAGAACUCCGUCUUCUCCGAUCAUCGAAACUUGCAGAACUUGCUCAUCCUCACUGCUGUCAAGGCUGAUACUACCCGCGUCAUGAACUAA
Oikopleura dioica is the source of this 357-nucleotide messenger RNA. The record is from the annotation of a GenBank genome assembly. NCBI's taxonomy places the organism in Eukaryota, Metazoa, Chordata, Appendicularia, Copelata, Oikopleuridae.